AUGAAUCAGAAGCCAGCAGCCCGAAAGCCCCGCCCACUGCGCACGGUGGCCCCGCCCACCGCGCAGCCCUGGUUCCCACCCCGGGGAUUGACCGCCCGAGCCACCGUCUGCACAGCCCCGCCCAACACGGCCAGGCUAAGCGGAGCCGGCGUGCGGGGUGUGUAUGUGUUCGCAGGGCGCCGUCUUAGCCCCGGGAAGAUGGUGGCGGCGGCGGCGGCGGCGGCGACUGAGGCAAGGCUGAGGAGGACGGCGGCGACGGCAGCGCCCGUGAGCAGACAGGGCAGCCGGCACCGACACGCGGACGUGACUGGGGAUUGGAGGCUGGAGCCAGGCGCCGGGCUGCGUCUCCCGCGGCUGCUGUCGCCGUCGCUGCCGCCGCGGCUGCUCUUGCUGCUCUUCUCCCUGCUGCUGCUGCUGCUGCUGCCGUUGCCGCCCCGGGAGGCCGAGGCCGCGGCAGUGGCAGCGGCGGUUUCGGGCUCAGCUGCAGCCGAGGCCAAGGAAUGUGACAGGCCCUGUGUCAACGGCGGCCGCUGCAACCCUGGCACUGGCCAGUGCGUCUGCCCCGCGGGCUGGGUGGGCGAGCAAUGCCAGCACUGCGGGGGCCGCUUCAGACUAACUGGAUCUUCUGGGUUUGUAACAGAUGGACCUGGAAAUUAUAAAUAUAAAACAAAGUGCACAUGGCUCAUUGAAGGACAGCCAAACAGAAUAAUGAGACUUCGUUUCAAUCAUUUUGCUACAGAGUGUAGCUGGGACCAUUUAUAUGUUUAUGAUGGGGACUCAAUUUAUGCACCAUUAAUUGCUGCUUUUAGUGGCCUCAUUGUUCCUGAGAGAGAUGGCAACGAGACUGUCCCUGAGGUUGUUGUCACAUCAGGUUAUGCACUGCUGCAUUUCUUUAGUGAUGCUGCGUAUAAUUUGACUGGAUUUAAUAUCACUUACAAUUUUGACAUGUGUCCGAAUAAUUGCUCAGGCCGAGGAGAAUGUAAAACCAGUAACAGCAGCAAUGCUGUUGAGUGUGAGUGUUCUGAAAACUGGAAAGGCGAAUCAUGUGACAUUCCUCACUGUACAAACAAUGGUUUUCCUCAUUGGGGCAUCUGCAAUUCAAAUGAUGUCAGAGGAUGCUCCUGUUCCUCCCAGUGGCAGGGUCCUGGAUGUUCAAUUCCUGUGCCAGCUAAUCAGUCUUUUUGGACUCGAGAAGAAUAUUCUGAUUUAAAGCUUCCUAGAGCCUCUCAUAAAGCUGUGGUCAAUGGAAAUAUAAUGUGGAUUGUUGGAGGAUAUAUGUUCAACCACUCAGAUUGCAACAUGGUUUUAGC
This is a messenger RNA of Nannospalax galili (Upper Galilee mountains blind mole rat), 1310 nucleotides long. It is a transcript of the gene Atrn, whose product is annotated as attractin. The record is from RefSeq and is a predicted model, not a curated record. Gene Ontology annotation, cellular component: Golgi apparatus. Lineage: Eukaryota; Metazoa; Chordata; Mammalia; Rodentia; Spalacidae.